Molecule: messenger RNA, 498 nt
Organism: Striga asiatica
Lineage: Eukaryota; Viridiplantae; Streptophyta; Magnoliopsida; Lamiales; Orobanchaceae
Source: the annotation of a GenBank genome assembly
AUGUUUUGGGUUGACAAGCUGAACCGGGCCAUCAUAAUGGAAAAGAUCAACAAUUUAUCUACAGCUAUGACAAAAGAAGGAAACUAUUUUAGCCAAGAGAACAUUGGGGGUGUUGUACCUCGCGCUUGCCCGGGAGUAAAACCCCGCAUUGAUGCAGGUCCCUCCGCCGAGAACCCUAGCCCUCGAAUUGAAGACGCCGUCGGUGGAGAUGAACAUCUGCGACGCCGACGUCGGCGAGAUGUCGGCCAGCGAGAUGUGGAAGUUCUCCAUGAACGUCACGUUCGGGUUCGCGAACGGGGCCCCGCCCCUCUCCAGCAGCAGGACGGUGUAGUUCCUCGACAGCGUGGCCGCGAGAGGGCAACCCGCCGUCCCCCCGCCCACUAUUAUGUAGUCGUAGGACGAUUCUCCGCCGUGGGACGCGGCGGCGGAGGACGACGGGGGCGAGAACGAGCUGGCGGGCCUGACGAACGGGUAGCGGUAUUCGGCCCGGUGGGAUGA